Molecule: messenger RNA, 3438 nt
Organism: Zootoca vivipara (common lizard)
Lineage: Eukaryota; Metazoa; Chordata; Lepidosauria; Squamata; Lacertidae
Gene: ZNF768
Product: zinc finger protein 768
Biological process (GO): regulation of transcription by RNA polymerase II
Cellular component (GO): nucleus
Molecular function (GO): RNA polymerase II cis-regulatory region sequence-specific DNA binding; DNA-binding transcription activator activity, RNA polymerase II-specific
Source: RefSeq, a predicted model, not a curated record
GCCAAGCGCGGCGCUCGUUCAGGCUGCCCCUCGCGCGCCUUACGCCGCCCUCGCCCGCUUGCUGCCCCUGCUAUGGCCGCAGGGGCUCCCUCGGCUUCUCCUGCCCGCAGCCCCCCUCGGUGGCUUGGAGGCCCUGCUGACGGCUCCGUGUACCUCCUCCUGCCCGUCCCUGCUGGAAGUGCCCUGGUGCUAACACCAGCAGAUGGAGCAAAUUCUGCCUGGAUUCUGUCUCUCCCUGCAGAGAGCAAGAACAAAGUGGAAAACCCACAGGAAGAUGGUGCACAGCCACAUCCCAUUUCCUCAAGCAGCUCCAGCGGAAGUGGAAAUAAGGUGCUACAGAAAGGAGGCUCUGCGAAAGACCAGUCGACCUCUUGUAAAGGGGACUUGAAGAACCCUACGCAGGCCUUGUGUGGCAAAACAAAAUCCUACAAAUGCCCCGACUGCGGGAAAAAUUACCGCAGGAGCACAGACCUCUUGAGGCACCAGAGGACCCACACGGGAGAAAGGCCUUAUCUGUGCCUGGACUGUGGGAAGAGCUUCAGUCGGAGUUCAAUCCUCCUGGAGCACCAGAGAAUUCAUACGGGUGAGAAGCCAUACAAGUGCAGCCACUGUGGGCAAGGAUUUAGCCAGAGCUCCAACUGUAAGCAGCAUGAGAGGACUCAUGGGAAGGAGAAAAGGAGCAACCCAAUACACUGGGGAUCAACUUGGCAAAGGACAGAGGUUCAGAGGUGUGGGCCUAAAAGCCUGAAAAUAAUUGAUGAAGGUGCAAGAGCUGAGCUCGGACUCGGAUCUCAGUCUCCAGGGGGAAGUUCCUCAUGGAGCUCAAAGAUGGUGAUGAAGUAUCAGAAAAGCCAUAGCAUGGAGAAGCCCUACAGGUGCCCCGAGUGCGGGAAAUGCUUUGCACGCAGCACAGAUUUCAUCCGGCACCACAUUACCCACACAGGAGAAAAGCCCUACACCUGUGUGAAAUGUGGCAAGAGUUUUACGCGCAGCUCGGUCCUCAUUGAGCACCAGCGAAUACACACAGGAGAGAGACCCUACAAGUGUCGGCUGUGCGGAAAGGGCUUCAGUCAGAAUUCCAACCGUAACCAACACGAGACAAUCCACCAGGCUAAGAAAUCUCCUGACACUUCCUGAGUGGCAGUGGAACUUAGUACCGGGGUGUGGGACUCACUAGAGCAGGCAUCCCCAAACUGCGGCCCUCCAGAUGUUUUGGCCUACAACUCCCAUGAUCCCUAGCUAACAGGACCAGUGGUCAGGGAUGAUGGGAAUUGUAGUCCAAAACAUCUGGAGGGCCGAAGUUCGGGGAUGCCUGCACUAGACCAUAAAGAAUCCACUUGGGGAGAAGGCCUGAAGCGUGAGUCCAGGGGGGUACAGAUGUCACAAGGCAAAUUUGAAGCUACUGUGUGUUAGAAUCCAAAAUGGAGAGGGAAAGUCCAAGGCUGCAAGUUUAUGCCCACUUACUUGGGGGUAAGCCCCACUGAAUUAAAUGGGACUUACUUCUGAGUAGACAUGGGUAUGAUUGCAGCACUCAAGUGGUACAGGGGCUUAUUUUUAUAUGAGGUGAUUUGACAACAAAAGGUUCUUGCUGCAGAAAUCAUGAGGAAAACACAUGUAUCUAUGAAAAACCUUAUUAUUGACACUGAAAGGAAAUAAAUUAAUUUUAUUUGUUACAAAUUAUAAUAUUCUUGUUAAUUGUUCUGUGCAUCCCAAAUGUAAAUUCCACUAUGUUCAGUGGAAUGAGUGCCAGAUUUAGGAUGGUGCAGACGGUUCCCACACAGGGUGCCAAGCCAAGGGGGAGAAAAAUUGAGAAUAUUCAUAAAUGAGAAGAAUCAUUUGGGGGUACCAAAUUUUGGCCUCACACAGGUGGCCAUAUUACAAAGAUUACCAAAAUCCACCCCGGUGGAACUUACAGUACUUCUUCCAUUCAGAAGUAAGUUCCACCAGGUAAAUGGGCACAAGAGAGCUGCUUGUUAGAAAACCAUUAUAAUUUAAAUAAAAGAAAGAAUAAAGGAAAAGAAAAUAGUACCAGCAGGUGAUCUUUUUCUUUCCCAUAUAGUGAUAAGUACUAAUAACUGUGCUGGUACUUACCGUAACUAUAUUCCAAAAUAUACUGAGAGUGUACAGCCUGGUCAUAUUUCAUACAAUCUACAGAAAACUGCAAGAAAGUAGCUUUGGUUUCAUCACAUGGUUGUUGUUUUUAGAGUAGUGUAGUAGAAGCAUUUGCUUGAUUAGUUUGGACAAAACUUGUCUUGCAUUUCCUGGCCAGACACACAAUCACUGCAGCAUUUUUUCCCCUUUUCACACCAGUGAAUUUGUUCUGUUAUACAGUAUUUGUACCCUCUUUCACUAUACAUGUCUUGCUAAUUUUUGUUCUCUAAUUUAUUUUAAUGAAAGCUAAAUUUGCUUAUUCCAUGGUCCUGGAAAUAAAAGUGCCUUUGAGCAAAUGCACACCACCCCAAUCUCUGGGCGGUGUGAAAUUCCAGGGGUUCCAGGUGCUUAGCAAGGGUUUGUGUUUCCUUAGGGAAUAAGGCACAGCAGAGACUGUGGUGUCUUUAUGACAUAUGGUUUAUUUACGCAUAUAUACAACCUGAGCCUAUAAUGGAGAGGUGCACAGCAUUAAAGCCCCAAGAAGGUUCUGCUUCUCCCAUAGCCCACAGCCUUUGAUUCCAGCAUAAAUCAGGCCUGGCGCUCUCUCUCUGCCCUUGCAGCCUGCAGUUUUUGCCUGCAACUUCUAGCUCAUAUCGUUCAACUCUCAACUCUGGCCUUUUGUAUUUCUAAGGAACAGACAGUUGAGGGAGGGGCCCCACAAUCUUUAGCGUGCCAUCACCAGGCUGGCCCCAGCAUUCAGACCACCCCCUCCCACCAAACUCCUAACACGACAAAUAUUAGUCACAUCUGUUGCUCUCCACACUUUUACCUCUGGCCUUGCCUUGCCUACUUUUUGCCUCUGGCCUUGCCCAUCAUUGAUAUGUCGCCCCUACAAGGUUGCCCAUGAAGUAAUGCCAUCAGUCCUCAGACUCAUGGAAGUUCCCCACCCUGGUCGAGUGUGUCAGACUACAGCUGGAUAGGUUCAGAUCCCCACCCGCGUAUGAAGCUGUUUGGGUUACCCUGAGUCAGUCACUCAGUCUUUUCCAACAACUCAUAGGACUGGUGAAGGAUGAAAUGGGCAGGGUGGUGGGGAGAAUCUUCUAUGUCACUUUGAACUCCCUGGAGAAAAAGCAGAAUAAAAAUGUAGAGAAUAACAAAAUAUGUUGUUUUUUUGGGUGGAUGGUCCAGCCAUUCCCGCAUCCUUUCCUGUUAAGAGUUCCAGCUUCUCUAUCACACAGGGUAGUUGCCAACCCCUUUUCUAACAAAGGUUUUUGUGCCAUUUUAAAAGCAGCACAACAGGAAGAAAUCCAGCAGGUGCUAUUUUACCUCUUCAGCCUAUUAUUAUUA